This is a messenger RNA of Drosophila miranda, 1384 nucleotides long. RefSeq names its product probable enoyl-CoA hydratase. NCBI's taxonomy places the organism in Eukaryota, Metazoa, Arthropoda, Insecta, Diptera, Drosophilidae. The transcript has 3 exons. The record is from RefSeq and is a predicted model, not a curated record. Bases 69 to 1046 code for a protein of 325 amino acids.
ACCCUUUUCGCCUCUGAAGACGACAAUUUCAACGUUGCCCAACACUGCACAGUUGUUUUCGCGGUGAAAUGAUUAGAAUUGUUUAUAAACUGUUUCCACGCGUGAACUGUUCAAAUUCAGCCAGAAGGACUAUUUGUUUAACAGCUGCUAGGCAUGUGGAAGAAAGCAAGGACAGUGGUGACGCUCCCACAGUGCUCGUGGAGAAGGAUUCUCAUAUAACAUUGAUCGGCCUGAAUCGGGAACAAAAGCGUAACUCCAUCGAUGCACUCACUGCACAAAAACUGGGCGAAGCCAUCAGCCAGUUCGAGGCGGAUGAUACGUCUCCCGUGGGCGUGUUGUACGGCAUUGGUGGCUCCUUCUGUGCCGGCUAUGAUCUGGAGGAACUCCAAGCAGAGGCGGAUCGUGGCAGCCUGAACUUUCUGUUGCGUCAUGAGGGUUCUGUGGGACCCACACGGCGGCAUCUACGCAAACCCAUUGUGUGUGGCAUUAGCGGCUUCUGUGUGGCCGGUGGCCUGGAGCUGGCCCUGCUGUGUGACCUGCGAGUGAUGGAAGACACAGCUGUUCUGGGUUUCUUCAAUCGACGGCUGGGUGUCCCGAUUAGCGAUGGCGGCACAGUGCGUCUAGCCGCUGCAGUGGGCUUCUCGAAUGCCCUGGAUAUUAUUGAAACGGGUCGACGUGUCUAUGCCCGUGAAGCGCUGCGCAUAGGUCUGGUGAAUCGAAUCGUUGCCACGGGCACAGCCCUUGGCCAGGCCGUAAAUUUAGCCUUCUCGAUUGCAAAAUUUCCCAUGGGCUCGCUGAUGCACGAUCGGAACGCUGUGCUGGAGAAUGCGAAUACCUAUAACCGACCCGGUUUCUAUGCCGGCACUUACAAUGAAGUCAUGAAUGUGACAUCCGAAAUGGUCACGGACAUGCAAGAGGGCGUGAGGCGAUUCAAGACCUCUGAGGAAAAGGGACCCAAAACCGACUCGUGGCACAUCAAGGAGAAAACCAUUCCAGAUUGGGAGAAGGCCGAGAUCGAACUGGAGAAGCAAUUGAAAAAGACGUGAUACGAGCAGAAUCUGUAUAUAGUUGCUUGGGUUUUACAUUUAAAAUAUUACAUCGUUUACGGCUACAAAUUUACACCUUCUGCGGCUACCCGGCUACCCGACUACACUUAAUCCAAAAAAUUUGUCAUACAAAUAUUGCACAAAAAUGGAUCGGACUGUGACACCCAUUAUGCAUAUGCACUACAUAUGUUUUUUGCAUAUGGCAAAACCUUCAAUCAGUGGUGUGGUGGUACGUGUUCAUUACGCUCACUAAAAAUACGAUACGGCAUCUGUUCAGAAACCUAAAGAUCAUACAUACACAAUCAUAUCAUAUAAAUACAUUAUAUACAAAAUGAAAA